Messenger RNA from Prorocentrum cordatum, 2650 nucleotides. Lineage: Eukaryota; Dinophyceae; Prorocentrales; Prorocentraceae. The record is from the annotation of a GenBank genome assembly.
GCUCACCAAUGCAUAGUGGUUCAAGCCAUCUCAGUCGGCCCACUCAUGCGCACAGCUGAGAUGAUUUCACCGGGCGUACCAAUGCAAGUUGGUGGAGCCCUUAGAUGCCAGACAGCCACAGAGGAUUUGGACAAGGUGCCUCUUCCCUAUCAGCGGCCAUCAAUAGUGGGGGGACGAAGCAGUGGAGCGCAGCGCUGCGAUUGCUCAGCGACGCGUCACAACUGCGUGCGAAAGUCGGCCCAUCUCAGUACACUGCGGCUGUCAGCACAUGCGGUAAGGGCAGGCAGUGGGCAUGGGCGUUAUUACUUCUCAGCGAGAUGGCCGAAACGAAGUUGGAGCCCAACAUCCUAUUAUUUACAUGUAUGGGGACGGCGUGUUCGAGAAAAGGCCAGGGAUCAAUUGCUCACCCUGGGCAGCUUUGUUGGCUGAACCUCCCCAGAGGUUUCGCUGCCGCGCCGGCGCUGGUCAGCGGCGUCGCCGUCAAUGCUCCGCGUUUUACAUGCACCUCAUGCUCUCGUGAUCGAUCGCUUACGUGCUUACGCUGGCGUCGCUCGUACGCGUAGUCCACCAGACAGCCCUAGGUUAGCUACAACGCUGGGAUCAGCGCUUGUGAGAGAGGCGGGCAGUGGCAGCAGGCUCUGUCAUUGCUCAGCGAGGUGUGGAAGGGUAAUCUGCAGCCCGACGUCAUCAGCUACAGCGCUGGGAUCGGUGCGUGCGACAAAGGCGGGCAGUGGCAGCGGGCCCUCUGGUUGUUCAGCCAGAUAUGGAAAGAGAAGUUGGAGCCCGAUGUCAUCUCAGCUACAGCGCUGGGAUCAGCGCGUGCGAGAAAGGCGGACAGUGGCAGCGGGCCUUGUCGCUGAUCCGCGAGAUGCGGGAGGAGAGGCUGCAACCCGACGUCAUUUGCUACAGCAUUGGGAUCAGCGCGUGCGAGACAUGCGGCCAGUGGCAACAGGCCCUGUCUUUACUCAGCGAGAUGCCGGAUCAGAAGAUCGAAGCCAACGUGUCAGUUACAACGCGGGCAUCAGCGCGUGCCGAAAGGCUGGACAGUGGCAGCGGGCGCUGCGGCUGCUCUGCGGUGUGCGAGAAGAGCACAUGGAGCCCGACGUUGUCUCCUCUGUGGCUGCAGCGCGUGCAAGUUGGCGAGCAGCACCUCUCGCCGAGGGGGGGGACAGCCGGCCGCCGCCCAGCCGGCCAAAGGGCGAUCGCUACAGCGCUGGGAUCAGCGCGUGCGACAAAGCUGGGCAGUGGCAGCAAGCACUGAUGUUGUUCGGCAGCAUGUGGGAGGCGAAGGUGAAGCCCAACGUCAUCACCUACAACGCCGGAAUCAGUGCCUGCGAUAGUGGCGAACAGUGGUUGUAUGCUUUAUCGUUGCUCAGCGGGAUGCAGAAGGCAGAGCUUGCUCCCGACGUAGUCAGUUACAGCGCUGGGAUCAGCGCGUGCGGGAAAGGUGAGCAGUGGCCGCAGGCUUUGUCGUUGCUGAGGGAGGUGUGGGAUUCGAAGUUGGAGCCCGACGUCCUCAUCUACAGCGCCGUGACACGCGCUUGCGUUAUUGGCGAGCAGUGGCAGAGGGCCCUGUCGUUGCUCAAGGAGAUGUGGGAGGCGAAAGUGGAAGCCGACGUCAUCAGCUACAGCGCCGGGAUCAGCGCGUGUCAGAAAAGCAGGAAGUGGCAGCAUGCGCUGUCGUUUCGGAGCGAAAUGCGCGAGGUAAUGUUGAGGCCCACUGUCAUCAGUUUCAGCGCUGUGAUCAGCGCGUGCGAGAAGGGCGGGCAGUGGCAACAGGUGUUCUCGCUGUUCAGCGAGAUGUGGGAGAAGCAGUUGGAGCCAAACGUCAUCAGCUACAACGCUGGGAUAAGCGCUUGCGAGAAAGGUGGUCAGUGGCAGGAGGCUUUGACGCUGCUCAGCGAAUUGUCGGAAGCGCAAGUGGAGCCUGACGUUACCAGUUAUAAUGCAGGGAUCAGUGCUUGCGCGAAGCGUUCGUUGUGGGAGCGAGCCCUGUCGUUGCUCAGCGAAAUGCGAGACGUAGAGUUAGAGCCCACCGUGAUUAGUUACAAUGCUGGAGUCAGCGCAUGCGAAGAAGGUGGACAAUGGCAGCAUGCGCUGUCAUUGUUCCACGGAUUGCGGAAGGUGCAGCUGGAACCCGACGUGAUCAGCUACAGCGCUGGGAUCAGUGCGUGCGAGACCGGGGGGCACUGGCAGCUUGCUCUGUUGCUGCUCAGCGAGAUGCGGGACGCGAAGGUGGAGUCCACUGUGAUCUGCUACAACGCCGGGAUCCGCGCAUGCGAGAAAGGUGGCCAGUGGCAGCAGGUGUUGUCGAUGGUGAGCGAAUUCCAGGAGACGAAGUUGGAGCCAGACGUGACCACCUGCAGCGCUGGCAUAAGCGCGUGCGAGACUGGGGGGCAGUGGCAGCAGGCGCUAUCAAUGCUCAUCCAACUGACAGAGGCGAGAUAGGACACCGCCCCGAUCCAUCACAAUAUGUCACGACGUUGAAGAGAGCGUCUUCUACAGGCCCUGCACUGCGCAAAGUCCAAGCGGUCCGCUCGCUGGAGCUGGGACCCCUACCCCUCUCAGUCGAGAGGGGGAGGGGUCCCGUUUCCGGCGAGGGUGGGGAUGUCUGAAAGUCUGGAAGUCUCGGACAUCCCCCCUUCCCCCA